GCUGAUCGUAGCAUUUUUUUAUUCAUUAGUUUACUCUUGACUUACGCUAUCCCAUCUAAAGUGCAGCUAGCACUGGGUGUUAAUGUCACCCGUGUGUACUGCGGUUCACCAUUUAAACAUACAUUGAUUUUCGAUGUAAUGCGUAAAGAACAAUAUGUUAAUAUUGGUGUGAAAAACCUAUUGUUUGUGAAGUGCAUUCAUAUUCUGUUACGAAGCUACUGUACUUGAUUUCCAAAAUAUUCUAUGUGUGACAUUUCUUGCUAGCGUUGUUAGGCACGUCCCUUUGGACAGUACUUACGUGUUCCUGUUCUAGCUAUAAAAAAAUAAAAAUAAAUUCAGCAUCGGUUUUUAAAGGACACGCCACUUUUUAUUAUCUCGGAUGUGACUCUUUACACAUGAUUCUAAACUUCAACCUUACCUAUCUCCACUUUGAAAUAUUCCUGUUUUCAACAUGUAACAUGUUUUUUUUUUUAAUUUUUUUUCUGAGAAGGAUGCGAGACAUGCGUUAUACUUGUUAAGCCGUGUGUGUGUAUUUGAAAGAUAUGUAACAUCACUAUCAUGUAGAUUUAUCUUGCUUCUAUAUUUCCAUUGUACUGGUAUAAGGCAUGUGAUAUGUGCAUACCUAUAUGUAUAUGACCCUAUAUCGUGGCCUUUAAUAAAGAAAGUCAAAAUCAGCAUUCAUUGUGUCUUCCUGUUUAAAAGAAAGUUAGUGAAUGUUCUGAAGGCUGUCCACGAAUUAUCUCUGCAGGCUUAUGCGCUUAUGGACUGUUAUAGAGUUUGGUACACAUAAUCAAUAUCUGGGUACAAGUAAAUGCUGUGAGAGGACAAACAGGCUCACAGUGCACAUAGAACCUGCAAGCACAUGAGCUAUGAUCUCCCAUGAGGCUAAAUUCCAAAGAUAUUGCUUUAGUCUUCUGCUUUACAUACUAGCAGAUUAUACCUCAAGAUAAGCAAAUGUAUAUGCAUUGCACAAGUGCUACAUCAUAUAGAAAAAUAGAUGUAGGGACAUUAUGUGGAGUAGGAAUUUUCCAAGCACCCCCCCUCCCCCCAAAUACCUGUCAAAAAAAGCCUGGAAAGCCAGCAGAUAUGUGUCACCCCCCCCCCAAUACCUGAGAUGAAAAUCCUGCUCAAAACCCUGAUGUGGAGUUUUUUUUUUUUUAUUAGUGCAAGAAAGCACUCUGCAGGUGUCCAGGGACACCAUAUUUACAAUGUUCUUCGAUGGUUUUCAUGGUGGUCGAGGGUAGGGUGCAGAAAUAUUUUCCUGCAGCUAUUGUGUGUCCACAUUGAAAUAUUAGCAAUUGCAAGAUCUGUAGCACUUCGGUUCUUUCCACAAAAUUAGAAGCAUGAUGCGUCCUUGAGGUACAGAAGACAUCAGCAAAGACCAGCAUGCUGGAUAUAAUAGGUGACUGGUUGCCUUGAACCAUGACCUGCUGGGAAGCUCACUCCACAGCCUUACCGUGUCUAUCCCUAGAACAUCACCUCUUAUCUUUCAUUUGCUUCAGUGGCAUGUUCUACUUAACUGUGGGAUGAUGUCCCAGAUGUGGCACAUUUCACUUAGAUGCUGCUUUUGCAUAACUGAUGUAAUUGUGUGACUCUGACAUUCACUGUCUCAAUAGUACAUGUGUGCGAGUAUGUGUGUAUCCUUUCCUGCAGCGUGUUGGAUGUGCACCAAUGGCCACUUGAUGUGUGCCGGUUGUUUUACCCAUCUCCUGGCAGAUGCACGCUUGCGCGACGAAACAGCAUCUUGCCCAAACUGCAGGACCAUCAUCAGCCGAGAGCUCUGCUCACGUAACCUAGCUGUUGAGAAGGCUGUCUGUGAGCUGCCCACUGAAUGCCACUUCUGCGCAAGUGAACUUCCUCGGGCGCAGAUUGAGCGCCACGAGGCAGAGUUGUGUGAAGAACGGCUCACCCAGUGCCCCUACAGUCGCAUUGGCUGCCAUUGGCGUGGCCCUUUCCACGAGCUGGAUAUUCACACCCAGCUGUGCUCGCAUCCACGCAAGUCGGGACAGGAUGUCAUGGAUGCUUUGGAACAGAUUGACCAACAGAUGCACAAGGAACAGAUGCUGUACAGUACUGUCUUUGAGCUCCUGUCCUUCGAAAAGAUCACUUUCAAUGAUCUGCAGUUCAAGCCUUAUCGUACAGACGAGUUCAUCCACAAGCUGUAUUAUGAAACAUCCCGCUUCACAGCAUUUGGCUCCCAGUGGGUCGUUAAAUCUCGCAUCAAUGACAACCAGCGUGACCCAACGCAGUCCUGUGAGCGUACACUCAGCUACCAGCUGGUACUCAAGGGGAAAGCAACCAACUCCAUGGGUAUUCACUACAUGAUUCUAAAGGGCCCGUUUGGGGAUAUGAAGUUGAAACCACGAGUCUACCAGCACGAGUUCACCGAAACAUCUUUGGAAAGUCCGUAUCAGUCACUGCCUUUGCUCGACUCUGCAGAGUGCAAUAAGCUGCUAGCUUCCAAAGCUUUCAACUUUCGCCUCAUCAUGUUUCAUGUCACAAAGUAGAUUCAUUUACCCAUAAUUUGUGUUUGUCAAGAGUUAUGUUGUUUUAGGCUCAUUAGUAGCCUAUGUUGCUGAAUAGAAGCAAUGUGCUAAAAUGCUACAUAACUUGGAAACAUAAGAAAAUUUAAGGAAGGCAAAUAAAUCACUUAUUGGUUGACAAGCUUCAGAAUAGUCACAAUACAUAUUCAAAAUGCUUGCAAACGCAGACUGUUUAUUGUAUCGUGUAUGUAGACCUGCUUGUCCAUGUUUUAUUUCUUUGUCAUCACGUAAGUUGAUAUUAAAAUAUCAGUCAUACUCUA
This is a messenger RNA of Ornithodoros turicata, 2803 nucleotides long. RefSeq names its product zinc finger TRAF-type-containing protein 1 homolog. Gene Ontology annotation, cellular component: nucleus. The transcript has 6 exons. Lineage: Eukaryota; Metazoa; Arthropoda; Arachnida; Ixodida; Argasidae. The record is from RefSeq and is a predicted model, not a curated record. The coding region runs from base 1620 to 2507 and encodes 295 amino acids.